This is a messenger RNA of Cherax quadricarinatus, 8252 nucleotides long. RefSeq names its product optomotor-blind protein. NCBI's taxonomy places the organism in Eukaryota, Metazoa, Arthropoda, Malacostraca, Decapoda, Parastacidae. Gene Ontology annotation, biological process: cell fate specification; positive regulation of DNA-templated transcription; regulation of transcription by RNA polymerase II. Gene Ontology annotation, cellular component: nucleus. The record is from RefSeq and is a predicted model, not a curated record. Gene Ontology annotation, molecular function: DNA-binding transcription factor activity, RNA polymerase II-specific; RNA polymerase II cis-regulatory region sequence-specific DNA binding.
GGCCCUCGUCCUCACUGGCUGAGCCGGGCGCCGCCACGACACCCCGGACGAGUACCUGAAAACAGGCAAUCCAUUUUAGCCAGAAUUUGGACCUUACCCUACACCUUCCACGGGUAUUUUUCAGAUGCAUCUUCUUCUAAGGGCAAAAAGAAGUGUUACUGGAAGGAGAUAUGUUGAGUGAGUGGGUGGAAUGGGAUGAAAUAAGGGUAUAGUUUCCGGAGUGGCCCUAGCGGUGGCGGUGGGAGGUGUCGGCGCGGAUGUAGGCAGCGGCCGCGUCAUAAGCUCCGCCCAGACCGUCUUGAAGCUGUCCGGCCCGCGCGCCUACAUUGCACUUCCACCACUAUUUUCUCCACGUUUUUUGCUUCUCGUUUACACAGAACUUCUCACACAAGUAGGGGGGGGAUUUUAAGGUUUGUCUUGCCUUGACCUGAAGGAAUGAGGAAGUUGUGAGAAAGAGUUGAUGGAGAAAAUUGCCAGUAGAGAAGAUUUCCAGUAGAGGUUGAUAACACAGGCAGAGAUCCGGCCCUCGCUCGCACCAUGAGGCGGGACUUCUGACGCCCGCGGAUUAAUUCACCUCGCUGCCUCGAAAUCUCCCUGGCUCUCUGUCACUCAGUAUUUUUGCAGGCCAGCAGAUCUUGCCUCGCCAUGAUAAGCAACCCGUCGGGAAGUGGUGGAUCCCAAGAGAGGAAGUUCCUGCAAUGUCAGCAUUGAGUAAUAGCCACCGGUGGAUUUUUUGCGGUCAUGUGCGUGUGAAGUUGAUCACAAUCGGCCAGGCCGAAGGUGUGACGCGGGACGCGGAUGCUCCGCCUCCCUGGCCCAGCCAUUGGCUGAACUGGUGUUGACGGACCAAUCAGUAUUGUUGGCGGGUGUCGGUGGCUGGUGUGGCGGUCAUGACUUGGUGGUCGCCAGUGUAGGUGCGAACGCGCGAUAGGAAGGCUGAGAGCCUGUACGUUCCAAGUGUCACAUACCACGCCUCUGCACCUCCUGCCACCUUAUACACCCGUCUAGGCUCACUCUUUUACACACCCUACCCGAAAAGUGCUCUCUCUCUCUGGAGGUGGCCAGGAGGUUUGCUCUAGUGAAACGCAAGGGAAAAAUAAUAAAAGCACUUGUGAUAUUUUUUGAUAAAUCGUGCGAGGAAUUAUUGUUUAUUGUGAGAUUUUGGUUGGUGGUACUGUGGUGUUGGACGAAUGUGUUGGUGUGGAGAGGUGGUGGUGGGGCGGUGAUGGUGUAGUGUGUUCAAGCAUCCCCCCACCCCCCCACAAGCACCUGCCUCAUGCGCUUCGACAACCUGCAGGAGCUCGGCCACCUCGUCAACUCCCCACUCAACUCCCCCCCUCCUCCUCUCACCCCUUUGGGCGUGGGCGGCAGCAUGGCAUACCAUCCGUUCCUCCUCCAGAGACCUACAGACUUCAGCGUCAACUCACUCCUUACCCAGUCACCGUCGUAUCUCCCGACGCUGGGGCUGCCGGCGGCGGCGGCAGCUGCAGCGGCCGCAGGUUCUCCUAACCCCUACAGUCUCCUGCCUAAGUUUCCUGGGCAUCUAGGACAUCCCUUCACCACCGCCGAGGAUGUGCUCUCCCAGUCGCACAUGCGGCCGCUGCGGUCACUCUUGCCGGAGGAAGACGGGGUAGUAGACGAUCCCAAGGUGACCCUCGAGUGCAAAGACCUGUGGGAGAAGUUCCACAAGCUGGGCACUGAGAUGGUCAUCACCAAGUCCGGCAGGCAAAUGUUUCCUCAGGUGAAAUUUAGAGUCUCUGGACUUGACCCGAAGGCGAAGUACAUCCUCCUGCUAGACAUCGUGGCUGCUGACGACUGUAGAUAUAAGUUUCACAACAGCCGGUGGAUGGUGGCGGGCAAGGCGGACCCGGAGAUGCCUAAGAGAAUGUACAUCCACCCGGACAGCCCGGCCACGGGGGAACAGUGGAUGCAGAAAGUCGUCUCCUUUCACAAGUUAAAACUCACCAACAACAUCUCCGAUAAACAUGGAUUUGGAGGAGCGGAAGCCAAGACGAUCUUGAACUCAAUGCACAAGUACCAGCCGAGGUUCCAUCUAGUGAGGGCCAACGACAUCCUGAAGCUGCCCUACUCCACCUUCCGAACGUACGUCUUCAAGGAAACGGAGUUCCUCGCCGUCACCGCCUACCAGAACGAGAAGAUCACCCAACUCAAGAUCGACAACAACCCCUUCGCCAAGGGCUUCCGGGACACUGGCGCAGGAAAGAGAGAGAAGAAUUCUACAUUCUGCAGGAACGUAGUGAUGACUCGGUCUUCUGAAGAGCAGAAAAUCGACCACCAGAUCGCCCUUCCCAACAUCAGGAACUACCCAGACAACUCUGCGCCCAUGGAGUCCGAGAACCACAAGGAUGACGACGACGACGACGACGAACGACUAGACGUGGUGGGAACGACAGACUCUCACAGCGACGCGCCGCACGCAGAAUUGAUGGACUCUGACGUGUCUGGGGAGGAGACAAACAACAACGCUGCCGAUGACUCCGGUAGAGACUCCGUGAAGCGGAAGAGCGAUCUGGACUCCGACAUGGACGACCCGGGGUCUCUGGCGGCGCUGAAGAAAGCGGCGCCCGAGAAGGACGAACCUUCCAGUUCCAGCGGUUCCGACCCAGCGCCUAACAUCAGCGUGGGUCCGCCCUUUCAGCCACCCCACCUCCUACCCUACUUGUACCCCCAUGGCCUCUACCCAGGGACACAGGGCUUGGCGGGACUUCCUGGUCUCAUGCUUCCCGGCUCCGGUACAGGUCUGAGUCCACACAGCUUACAGCUACCUUUACUGGGGUCCGGGGCGGGGGCGCCGCCCCACGGGUCAUCGCCAUUAUCUCCGCCCACGUCCCUCCCUGUGGCCCAUAACCUGCUGCUGGCUCACAACCUGCUGGCUGGCGCCGGCCACCACCUGCUAGGCACACACACGUACCAAGGUCUUGCGGGCCUGGCCGUGUCAUCGGUGGGUAGUGGGUGUGGCAGUGGCUCCCUCAGUGCCGCCCCGCCUACCUCCUCCUCACCGGCCGCCCCGUCACCUCUGCUCCCUGACCGCCUCAAGCCGCCUCGCUUCACCCCUUACCUGCCCUCGUCUACCGCCGCUUCCCUCUCUUCCAUGUUGUCGUCGUCAUUGUCGUCGUCGUUGUCAUCGUCCUGCCUCACGCCCACGCUCUCCUCCUCUCUGCUAGGAGAGACUCCGCUGGGUGGGUCUUCAGCAUUCCAGGCGGUGAGCCCCAAGGCGGGGUCACGUCUGGAGGAAGGCGUGCGCCGCUCCGCCGCACACGCCGCCUCCAUAGCCCAUGCCGCCUCAGUCGCUUCAGAACUCAAGUCGAUCGAGAAGAUGGUGAACGGGUUGGAUCGUCGUCCUGACUUACCAGAUCCACUCAAAUUGGCUGAUAAAUGAGGGCGGGCCCCAAGAGCCGCUUCUGGUCACCUGCACACCCAUUUGGUGGCCGUCCACGCCCUCAGUGGCGGCUCGGUCUGCUCCUCUAAUCCACUUUAGCCCCCCUACCUUCUCCACCGGCCCGGGACCUGGCUACCGCGGAUCAGAGAAAAAACAGAGAGCGGAUGGGAGCCCGCACGACCCCCAGGUGAAGCUCAGGAUAACCUAGAUGAGUGUCAGCAGAGCCAAGGAGCUGCUUUGGGGCAGGGGCUGGCUGCUGGGGCCGCCCUGCCUCGUCCUCCUUAACGCUACCAGUGCAAAUAAGACAUGGGACACCUCAAGGCGUGCACAAACACCCAGUUCGGCGCUGUGUGAAGGUCGGCAGUGUGUCGCAUAUUGCACGUGUAUAUAGUCCGUAAAGCUACUUGUUAGUAGAGCGUAUACCAAAGAGCGGACCGACAGCAGCUGUUUUGCGGGUGCAUGUAUGUGUGAGUGGAUGCGUGCGUGUGGACCAUGGUUCAGUUGUGUGUACAGUGUCGUUUGUACAGAUGGAUUAGAACAUGGGAGACAUAGCAGCGCUAAAAUUCAUAAACUCGAAGAAAAACGAAAUGAUAUUUGAAAACUCUGAUAAGCUGCAACAAAAAGCAAAAUAAUAUUUAACCUUAUCAGUGCUUGCGUUAAGGUGGUCUUCCCAGACAGUGAAAAUGACGGAAACUAAAGACCCGCCUCUAGUGUUGACCUCUGAAGAGCCCAUAGUGUUAGGGCUCCACUCACUGGGCGAUCUGUGUAGAGGAUAAACUAACGGAGCUUUGGAGGUCUGAGACGAGAAGCAAAGCUCUCGCCAACGUGUGUGUAACCUAAGCCUGUUACCUCAAGGUCGCUACACGACGGCUAGCGGCCCAGGGAGGCGUUCAGGAACUAACCUUUAUUACAUAAAUGAAAACCAGCGAACUCUACUUAAGGUAGUUUCCCAGUGCACCGCUAGAGGGCACUGGCUCCCCCCGAUGGCGGGGGGGUAAUGGAAAUAUUAUGGUGCUUUCUUUUCUCUGGGUGUCUUCUUGUUUUCAUUUUAAUAAACCUACCUACAAUGACCUAAAUCCAUACCUACUACGAACACUGGAUAUUUUUGACGCGCGACGAGAGGUACGAAGCUGUUAAGAGCACGACGAAUCUCAGAAAGAAGUCUUCUACCCUCCCUUCCCCCCCCCAGACCCUGUUCUUCCCACCGUCUGGAGGCAUCCCAAGCACAGGUCGGGAUCUCAAGAAUGCAUAUGUAAUACAAGACUGCAGCAAGGUUUGCAGGAUGUGAUCCUCUGGGUGAAUAUUCCAGGACAGUCAUGCGCCCCAGAGCGACGUUUCGCUCAACGACGGACCGCAUAUACGACGGUGGUGUAUUUGUGACACCGUUCGCCAUCACCCCCAGUGGGAAUGUCAGUAUUUCCAGGAAAUACUGAAACCCCCCCGGUCAUACAGCACCCGGGGGGGAUGAGAUGUAAUCAGGUUUAAUCCACGGGAAGGAGAGGGGGAGGGGGUAGCUCCAAUUCCUUGGAUCACGAGCUUUUCAGCAUCGGUAGCCCACAGUGUGACCUGGUGUAGCUAGAGUUCAUCUGUGAUGAUUUCAGGAUUCGGUGCCAGUGCGUCAUCAAGAUUCAUCACCAGAGAACCUCAGGUUAAUUGCUGACCUCGUGAGUCAUUACUAGUGUGGCCUUGUGGGUCAUUACUGUGGCCCUGUGGAUCAUUACUAGUGUGACCUUGUGGUCAUUAGUGCGACCUUGUAGGACAUUACUAGUGACUUUGUAAGUCAUUAAUAGUGACCUUGUGGGUCAUUACUAGCAUGAGCUUGUAGGUCAGUAGUGACUCUGGAGUCAUUACUAGUUUAACCUUGGGAUAAUUAUUAAUGACCUUGUAGGUCAUUAGUGUGAUCUUGUUGGUCAUUACUAGUGACUUUAGACAGUGUGACCUUUCAAGUCGUUACUAGUGUGACCUUGUGAGUCAUUUAUUAGUGACCCCUGAGUCAUUGCAAAGGUGAUUUUAUGUAUGGUGCAGCAGUGAUUGCCAUGGCUCAACAGUGAUGACCAUAGCCCAACAGUGAUGAGCAUCUCAACAGUGAUGAGCAUGGCUCAACAGUGAUGAACAUGGUUCAGCAGUGAUGACCAUGGCUCAAUAGUGAUGAGUAUAAUUCACCAUGACUCUUAGGCCUACUCCCACAGAACCGUCAGGUCAACACCAGACAGCCAGUCCGCCAACAUCUGUGAUUUCUGAAUCCAAUAAUAAUACUAAUAUCAACAACAACAAAAAUCGGGUCGAGCCGAGUCCCUCUAAGGGUCAUACAGCGCCUGAUCCAAGGGUAGCUCUAGUUCCUUGGAUCAAGAGUCUUACGUAAACUUCACGUCACCUCCCCACCUUCAUUUCCCGAAGGGUUUUAACUGCAUUAUUUAAUGGCCCACAUUUAAAAACCUUUUCGUUCACCUGUCAAGCAAGUGGACACAGCUGGGCCAUGUUUACAUUCAUCUCCCACAUGUCACACUACCUGGUGGACGUUCCAGUCAUUACCCAAUGCAAGUUGAUUGUAAAAGUCUUAUUUUUUCUCUAUAGAAUUAAUGACAGAUUCCAGCUGUUAAAAUUGUCUAUGAUUUUGACGCAGAGAUCACAUGGUUGGCGGACUCAUUAGGAGAAAUUCAUUAUUUUGUACUAAUGUGGGUUGCUUAAAAAGUAAUAUAUAUAUAUAUAUAUAUAUAUAUAUAUAUAUAUAUAUAUAUAUAUAUAUAUAUAUAUAUUCCGAAAUCAAAUACCCAGUGUCAUGUUGGCCAACACUUCCAGCCACCAGUAACUAGAGAAGACAUGUUAAGGAACAAUGAUCAAGCACUGAGCCUCGGUGUUUGUCAUAUACAUUCACAACUAUAAACAUAAUAUUCUCUUAAAGUGAACAAAAGUGUGAUUUUUCUUCCUUUAAGGAUAUUUUCCCGGAUUAUUUGUAUUCCUGGCGCCACUGGUACCGCAAAACCCUCGCAUUACCAUAAUAUUCUGUCUCUGACUCUCUCUCCUGUCUGUGUGGGAACUUCCCAGGUGUUCUGGUGGUAGGUGGCAGCACCCUUUCCUCCCACCAUUAUUUUCAGUAUAUAACCCCAACAACGCUCCGGUCAUAACCUUCCCUCCCUCCCUCCCACUGGAAAAAAGACGUCUGCCAUCUUUACCGUCACACCACAAAGCCUUUUCGAUAUUUCACACUUGAAUUAACUUCUUAAACGUUACAAAUCUUUCAGCUUUUGCGAAAUUAGACAACCAGUCUUGUCCCUAUUCCUUACACUAGCCUUCAACACGAUUCAUUUGCAAGUCGCGAACAUGACUAACCGAGACCUGAGUUAAUGAGAAGUGUUUCCAACGGCAACUGUUUGCCCUGGGAUGGCAUCUGAAUGUUCACUGACUAGCGUUUGUUGACUUAUCAUGGAUACAUUCCUUCCUAAAUCCCUUCACUCCAAGACCUAGCGUGAUGUCUAAUUCCACCUGAUCCCGGUAACUGACUGACUUUUUUUUUUGCAUCACGGUUACUUUUUGGUUAUUGAGAGAGAGAAAUUGUGUCGAGUGAUUCUCUGAUGGGUCAUAAACCUAUACUCUGCAGAGGGAAUAUGAGCCAUACAGUAUUGCCUUCCAAGUAUUUGAAGUCACAUCAAGUAUUUUGAUAUUUUUAUAUUACAUACGAUUUCUUGAUAAUUAUUACAGUUUAUAAUUGUUUUUACUAAAUGAAAAAGAAGCAUGAUUUUGUAUACGUGGUUGUCAUAUGCCUAAAUUUAAUGGAAAGUACAUUGUAUCCUAUUUUUCCCGUCCUAUUUUCUAAAUUAUUUGGGUGCUGCACUCUAGCCACCACGACACCUGCCCAUGUCCAACAUAGCUAAGUUGUCGAAGGUAAAUACAAAUCCUGUUUUGGCCAGCGAUGCGAUUAUUGGUUUGUGCGUUCUUGGAGCUUUUGCCUGUACUCUCCACUGAUUGGCUAUUUGUUAACAAUUUGUGAGUUUUUUGUAGUGAACCAAAUCUGUACUUAGAAUGCAAGAACUGAGCCUACCAGAAAAAAUCCAUAGGAAUUUGUCUAUUUACCAGCGAGAUCGUGGCUUCCCCGUGGUAACUCUUAAGCAAAAACGUGAAACCAUGACCGGGUCCUCAUCCCUCUUUUUUAAUAAUAAUGGCACAUUUUUUCCCUUUAUUAUCAUUGUCAUUUUGUUAUUAUAUUCUAUUUCACACCACCCACAGCUCUUACGUCAUCCACACGUCAUCAUCAAAACACAAAGCUCGUGCCCUUAGGAAUCACUUGUGUAAAAAAUAUAAAGAAACAUUUACCUUUCUGAUUCAUGCCCUCAUCUCAUACCAUGUAUAUUCACCCUCAUCACCUCAUGUUAUCCCAUCACCUGGUCAUGACGUGUGUUUCCCAGUGAAUAGCGAUGCUAUGCGCACCAGUGUUCAGACGCAGGCUCCUCGCAGGCCACGACAUGCAGAAGCACUCUCAAAGACAAACUGCAAAGCUUCGUCCUGCAUCUCACGUCUCGCCUCAAACUCUAAACGAAGUUAUCGACUCAUUCGAAAGAUGUAAAAAUCCUUAAAUAUAUUCACGCAAGCCAGUUUGUAUAUCCGAAACCUGUUUGCUGGUGCGAAAUUUUGUAACAGACAUCAAAUGUUGCAAAAGUUCUUUGAAAGUGCUUGGUUGUCCUGCCUGGAGCUCGCCUUUCCCUCCGUGACGACGUCGGUGGAACGCAUCUUCGAGAAUAGAUAUUGAUAAUAUUAAUUAAAUAGUUGUGUAUUUAUUUGGUUAUUCUGAUGUAAAUAAUAAUUACGUUCUGGUCAUGUCUGUACUGUAUGAAAAUAUACUCUUUUUGAAGAAAUA